GUAUUCAUCCAAUCGGGGUACAAAACGCGUAGAACUUCAAGUCAGACAGACGUUUGUAGAGUUUCCAUGUCUUUUGCAACGAAGACUUUAUCUUUUGUAGCUUGUAGUUGAUUGGGGGUGUUCUGAGUUCCUGUUAGUUUUUUUUUUAAUCUAAGCGGAUCUCUGUGAAUUUCUUUAACCCAAACUUUCAUAACAUAAGCUUGGGUGUGGAAACGAAAACAAUGUCGACGCAUGCAAUGCCCGAAGCCGCGCGCAGGGAUCAGCAUUCCCGCGUUAGCAGCCGCGCGACGCCAGGAUUCCUGGAGCGUUUGAGCGACACGGCGGGGGGGAUGCUGCUCGGGGUCGGCGUGUUCGCGCUCUCAUUUUACGUACUCUUCACUAACGAGGGCAGAGCUUUGCGUACCACAACCUCUUUGAACGAGGGCCUCUCAAAGGUUGUGCCCCUGAACCCUGCAUCUGAACCAGAUUUCUUGAAUAACAACAAACUGGUCCACCUGUCUGCUGUCCUGCAAACAUCCCAGCCGCUGCAUGAUCCCAACUACAGAAUUGAGGUGAAGGCGGUGAAGCUGAAGAGGGAGGUGGAGAUGUACCAGUGGGUGGAGCAACAGGAGAGCCGGGACUACCAGGAAGAUGGAGAGACCAAGACUGAAACCACAUACACUUACACCACAGAGUGGAGAUCAGAGGUCAUCAACAGCCGGAAUUUCGACAAAGAGAUUGGUCACGUGAACCCCAGUGCCAUGGCGGUGGAGAGUGUGACUGUGGUUGCCCCAGAUGUUUGGGUUGGAAGCCUCUCUCUGUCCAAAGGGCUAGUGGACAAGAUCAAUAAUUUCCAGAGGCUUCAUUUGGGGCCCCUGUCCCCUGAUCCCUUCCUUACUGUUCAUGGAGAUUAUUUCUACCACACUGCCCAACCCAACAGGCCUGAGGUUGGUGAUGUAAGAGUGAGCUUCUCCUAUGCAGGACUGAGUGGGGAAGAAACCUACCCAGGGUCUGCUCAGAUGGUGAGCGUGGUGGCCAUGCAGAAGGAUGGGCAGCUUGUGCCUUAUAAGACCACAUCUGGGGACCACAUAGAGAUCCUGUACCUGGAGGAGCUGUCUGCUCAGGAGGUGUUUGAAAGAGAGCACCAGAUGAACUCCAUGAAGACCUGGGCUCUGAGGGCUGCUGGCUGGGCUCUGAUGUUCUUGGGCAUCAGUCUGGCCACACGCAUCGUCCACACAUUGGUGGACUGGUUGCCCCUGGUGAGGGACGUCGUGAAUAUCGGCCUGAGGCUCUUCGCUCUCUGCGUUUCCUGCUCGCUGUCCCUCCUCACCAUCGCUGCUGGUUGGCUCUUCUACCGCCCUCUGGUGGCCGGAGGAAUCGCCGCACUGGCACUGCUACCAGUCCUCCUUGCUCGCUCCCGGGCCCCAACCAAGAAGACAGAGUGACUCUGAAGCCCAAACAGGGUAAUUAGCCACUGAUGUCACCAGCACCUCCCCAUCUACAACUGCCCAGAAGGGCAUUCCAAAGCCCAGACUGUUAUUUGCAUCCUUGUGAUGCACUGUGACCUUUGACCCUUUCCCAAGGUUAAGCUUCAGCAUAAGGCAAGUUCAUGUCAGCUGUUCCGUUCAGAAUUUGAUUGUGUUUAUGUUUUUUUUUAUGGUGUGUUGCACUUUUCAGGAGUUUGACAUAUGCAGUAAUUUGUUAAAGGAGACAAUCUGUUGAAGGAGAAGUAUGGAGAUGUCAUUUUUUCAGCUCUUUUCAGAGGCAUAACUUUAUUUGUGUUUUUUCAUGGUAGACAGUUUCUAUGGUGAAAGGUUAAAUUAUAGCCAUUGUUAUAGCAUUUUAAUUUAAAAUAAAAGGUACGUUUCAGUGCAGGAACAGAUCCAGGGCUUUUGGUAAACUUUGCAUAUUCAUUUCUGCUGUAACUUGCACGUCUGUCCCUUUUUGUGUAAUUGCAAAUAUUUAGUAUAAUUCUUAUUCAAAACAGAAACAGCUUGUAGGUAGGGUAUGGAACAUGUUUUGCACAUAGGAACACCCUGUCAGUCUCCAUAAAUGUCAUUCACAAACA
Molecule: messenger RNA, 2047 nt
Organism: Paramormyrops kingsleyae
Lineage: Eukaryota; Metazoa; Chordata; Actinopteri; Osteoglossiformes; Mormyridae
Product: transmembrane protein 43
Biological process (GO): nuclear membrane organization; lipid metabolic process
Cellular component (GO): nuclear inner membrane
Source: RefSeq, a predicted model, not a curated record